Messenger RNA from Panicum hallii, 1946 nucleotides. RefSeq lists its product as uncharacterized. Bases 1 to 1605 code for a protein of 534 amino acids. The record is from RefSeq and is a predicted model, not a curated record. NCBI's taxonomy places the organism in Eukaryota, Viridiplantae, Streptophyta, Magnoliopsida, Poales, Poaceae. The transcript is spliced from 5 exons.
AUGUCCGCGCGGCGGGCGGCCAAGGGCCAGCACGCGGCGGCGACGCCGAGGAUCAUCAACCUCAACCUGGCGAGGAGGUCGGGCGGCGGCGGGAGGCCCGGCCGGGGCGCGGGGCGCGCGCAGCACCGCCCGGCGCCGGCGCCUCCGGUCAACCUCGGCGCGCUGUUCGAGAUGGAGCGGCGCGUGCGCGGGCUGGAGUCCGCGCCGGCGUCGCCGCCGCAGUGCUCCCGGGCGCCGGCACGGUCGCAGGAGGACGACGGGGAGCAGGAGGAGAAGUGGCGGUUCCAGGCGGAGAUCCUCCGCGCCGAGUGCAACUUCCUCCGGAUGGAGCGGGAGGUCGCGCUCCGCAAGCUCGACCGCCACCGCGGCCAGAUGGAGGCCACGCUCAAGUCCGCCGUCGAGACGCUCGUUUCGGGGAGGAAGAAGAUCGACGGGAAGGGCGACGUCGGCGUGGCGGCGGCGCUGGACGAGGGGAUCGAGGACCUGGAGGAGAUGAUGGAGGAGCUGCGGGUGGAGAAGGAGAGCGGGAGGAGGGCGAUGAGCGGGACACGGGAGCUGCAGCGGAGCCACGGCCGGAACUUCGAUCGGCAGGCGUCCUCGCUCCGCCGCCGCCUCGAGAAGAUGCCGCCGGCCGACCCCGAGCCCUGCGUCAAGGACAUCCGCGAGAUCGCCCUGCCCGUCGCCGCGCCGCCGGCGGCGGCGGCGGCGGCGGGGCACAGCGACGACGAUGACCGCGUCCACAGCGCCAACACCUCCGAUGUGGAAAUGCUGAGGAUGAAGAUGGAGGGGAUGUCGAAGGGCAUGCGCGAGCGGAUGGCGGAGUACAGCCGGCGCCUGGAAGCCGUGGCCUCCGGCGACACCGCCGGCUGCCAGUCCAGGAAAUGCGGCAGCCGGCACAGCCGAAAGGCGAGCGCGGGCAGCCAGAGGAGCUGGAGCGGGGGCAGCACCGCGAGCAACGGCAACGCGCCGUCGGUCCUCGACGCCGCCCCGCACGGCCGCGGCCGCCACGCCGUGGCGGCGGAGAAUCGUCAUCAGCAGCGGCAGCACAAGAGUAUGGCUGAAGAGUGCAAACUGGUGAGCUCGGGUAGCUUCUGCGACUGCAGGGAGAUUGUGUGGAAGAUAAUGGAGCAAGUAAAGGCAGAAUCAGAGCAAUGGACAGAGAUGCAAGAUAUGUUGGAGCAGGUUAGGUUGGAGAUGCAAGAGCUCCAGUCUUCCAGGGAUACAUGGCAGCAUCGUGCCAUGGCUUCUGACAUAAGUCUGCGCUCCUUGAAUUCUCAAAUACUGGAGUGGAAAAAUCGGGCACAAGUGUCAGAACAGCGCGUGGAAGAGCUGCAGAUGAAGAUUUCGGAGCUCCAGAGCAAGCUACACACGUUCAAAGCCCACUUCCCAACCCCAGCUGCUAUUCCUAGCCAAGAUCAAUGGUCUGAAGCGUGCAAGAUAGAGAACCCAAGAGCAAAGCCUCCGCACCAGCGGUCGCAGGAAUGCGGCAAGGAGGAGAAGAAGCACGUCCUCAUCUGCCGCGUGAAGCACUCCCCCAGCAGCGUGAUCCCGAAGCGCUCCCCGUUCCAGGAGAUCGGCAACAUCACCUUGCCGCGGCAGCGGUGAGGACCGAGGAGGAUGGGUGGUUUGGUGUCUGCUGAGACCUGAGUGGGUGAUGGGCUGCUGCAGUGAAGCCGUGAAGGAUUCGGGCGUGAGCGGAAGAGAAAACUCUUUCAGUUUGGCCUCCCCAGUAGCAUCGAUCAGCAUCUAAUAAAUAAUAAUUCGUGACCCACUGAUGAGUAACCAGGCCUGACUUCUCGUCAGGUCGGUAGUAAUUAAGUAGCCAGUAGGUGAGCUGAGAGAGAGACGGAGUACAGUGCUGAGGAAUAGGUCAGAUAUGUAUUUAACGCUAAUGCUUAUUUUUUUGCUAGUACUACGUAUAUGCAAUUUUGUUCCUGCUUCUGCCA